AUGGCCACCAACCACACUCUUUCGCUGUGUUCUGAUCCGAAAUAUGUCUUCCAGUCCUUUGAUAAUCUCGGCAACUGCUAUAACGCAAUCGGGGACACAUUAGGUUCUAACUUUACGAUUGUUGUGGAAACAUGCCUGAACGAUUACUGCAAGAACCCAUAUCCUGGUCUAGGUGGCUGUGGGAAUUGGCAUGGCACGGCAUCCCUUCCCUUCGUUGUCAACACCACGAAGGGCAACCAGACCUUCUCGAACAAUGCCACCUGCGCCGGGGUCAGUGAGGGGGUCAAUACGGACAUUGGAGGACCUGGCGUCUUCGUCUCCUACUUGAUGCAACUAGGAAUAGUCUUUUAUUUCUGGAUUUUCCUCCGCACAUUUCGCCUCUUCCCACUCCUAAUCUUCUUCUGCACUAGAAGAAAGCAGCCUCGCAAAACAACACCUCCCACAAACCGAACCAAAGGAAACGUCAUCCCCAAAAUCCGUCAUUACUUCACUCAGCACGACCGUAUCACAAGGGUAAUCCUCGUCGAAUUCCAAGAAGCCCAAUGCUUCUUCAUGAUCGCCUCGCAAGCCGCAAUUCUGCUCGCUAAGAAGUCAACUACCAUCUUCCAAUCUAACACCAUGCCUUCCCUCCGGGCAAACAACGGUAUUGCAGGGAUAGUUUCCAGCGCCGGUAUAUUGCCGAUUGUCAUGGGUAUGUGGAGUCUCCAGAAGAUGCACCUGACAGAGCCCUGGAUUUUUUUCUUGUCUGUUACCACCAUCAUCGUGUCUGAAUUCGCGUUGUACUGGACGCAUGAGACGCCAUCGGUUGAUCAACUCAGUGCCUUUGACUAUAACGGAUGGCCGGAAAGUUGUGGUGGGUAUGCGCCGCCAUUGAUUUACUGUGCGGAUCAGACCGAGGACUUCUUCCUAAGGACCCCGCUCCGCUUUUUCUGGGACGUGCUCAAUCCUUACUGUUUGACUGUGUUUGGACUGAAUGUCAUCUUGUGGUUUCGGCCAUAUGUUGUCAAGAUGGUGGAUAUUGAGGGGGUUUGUCAGAGGACUUUCGCUGGUCUCGGCCUCCGAAAUUUCCCGUCAAGAGUUCGACGACUACUCGCUUCGACUUGGGGCGAAUGGUUUAAGAAACUACCCAGUCUGCUCACGUGCUGUGUUGAGUCGCUCUUUCUCGCGGCUGUCUUUCUGGAAUGUUUAUGUUUUGCCCUGUUUGAGCGCCUCAAGGUGAUCGACUUUUCGGGCUGGGGUUUUGGCCAGAUUGUCGCGAUGACCAUCUGGUUCCCUGUGGCCAGCAAAUAUGCGUAUCUCAUUUUAUUUGGCACCGAGGCUUACUCGCAAGCUCGCAUGCCUGAGUCCGAUUCCACCGAUAAGUAUAAAGAGAAAACUAACAAAGACGCCGAUGAUGUUGAAUCGGCGGCUCCCCAGUCCUCCGAUGUUAUCGAGCACAAGGCCCAGGAUAGGCAUGAAGCAGGUCAAUGA
Molecule: messenger RNA, 1470 nt
Organism: Penicillium canariense
Lineage: Eukaryota; Fungi; Ascomycota; Eurotiomycetes; Eurotiales; Aspergillaceae
Exons: 3
Coding region: 1-1470 (489 amino acids)
Source: RefSeq, a predicted model, not a curated record